AUGGCUAAUUUUAAGCGGGCGCGGCACCAAGUCACCGCCACGUCCUCCGAGAUAGGGGGCAAGCCUCCGGUUCUGAGCGGUGCUAUGCAGAGGAUAUUUUCGUCAUUUCAGGGCAAAUAUGAGACCGCAGAAGCUGUACUUGUUGUUAAUGACUCUCUUUAUGGAAAGGAUUUUCGUGCAGUGACUCGACAAAACCGAAGGUCGCCACCUUCUCGGUUUUCCGAGUAUAAAGCCUCCGCUCUUCCGGCGUGUUGGCAGUUGCUUCUCAACGUCUCAACACUCAACAUGGUCCGCGCACUCUUCACCGUCAUGGUCCUGGCCCUCGUGGUCGCCUUCGCCGCCGCCGGUCACUUCGGCGGAGGUGGAUUUGGUGGACACUCUGGUGGAUUUGGCGGUGGAAAAUCCGGUGGAUUCAGCAGCGGAGGAUUCGGAGGUGGAUUUGGAGGUGGACACAGAGGCUUCGGUGGAGGUUUCGGAGGAUUCGGAGGCGGACACGGAGGGUUCGGAGGAGGAUUUGGAGGAUAUGGACGGUAAUCCAUGACUUCGCACCACCAUCUUGGCACAGAAGAUGGCAUUUUGUAUUUCGAAAAUAAAAUUUUAUAAAAAUUAA
Messenger RNA from Penaeus monodon (black tiger shrimp), 610 nucleotides. Its product is annotated as zinc finger protein ZIC 2-like. The coding region runs from base 1 to 534 and encodes 177 amino acids. The record is from RefSeq and is a predicted model, not a curated record. The transcript has 6 exons. NCBI's taxonomy places the organism in Eukaryota, Metazoa, Arthropoda, Malacostraca, Decapoda, Penaeidae.